UCUCACAUUUACAAACCCCCCUCCCCUGUUCGGUUAACAAGUUAACAGCCCUCUCAUCGUCCCUGUAUUACUAUUCUCCCCUGUAUUUCCGAAUAUUCCAUAUUUGUAUUCCAAACCGCCGCCUCUCGCCGGAUACAUAGACAUCAAAUUGUCAAUCAAGUUGUUAUAUACACACGCAAUCGUUGUAUAUUAGCCAUGGAAAUCCCUGUAAUCAACAGAUUAAGCGAUUUCGAAGCUGGAAUGAAUUCUUUACAGAUCCCAUCUUUUCUUUCACAGAUUGUAACCUUUACAGGGAUUGAGAACCUCCUUCAAGCUUACAGUUUCUGGAAAUGGGGCGCAUUGAUUCUUGCUCUGUUAGCCUCUUUUACCACCUUAGUCAAUAGAAUCAGAAUUCUUAUCAUCAGAUUUAGAUUCCAAGCAAACCAAUCACUACCCACAAAACCCCUGAUUGAGGACGAUGACUAUGACAGCGAAUCUGAUUCUUCUUGUUCAUCCUCUGACGAUGAAGAAGACGAGCCGGCAGCAUCUCCGUCUUCUCCCAGAUGGCGACCCACUGAAUAUCUAGAUUUCCGAGUCAGCGGUUCCGCUCAUUCCAUCGACGACCGGUGGAAAAACAGUGACUUGAAGCUCCGGAGACGCCGCAGCAGCUGUAGCUUGGGAGAUUUGUUAUCGUUUUCUGAAUUAGCGAACAAGAAGAGCGUGGUCAAGCUGUGGGACAAUUUGAGUAAUUUGGGGUUAGGGCUAGAUCUCAAUCGCAACUCAUUUGGAGACGAAAUCGACACAGCAGGGCUGGACAUUGCAUCGAUUUUUGGCUGGAACAGCAGGAUUUCAGCUGUUCCGGCUUCAUCGUCGCCUGCGGUGGUUGUGUCCGCCUCUACGAACGAAUCCAAAAAUGUUGAAUUGAAGGUGUGGGACACUCGCGCCGCAUUUCAGUUACCGGCGAUAAUCGCAGAGUGGAGACCGACUUUGGGAAAAAUUGUGGGGGUCUACACCGGCGGCGUGGAUAAAGUUUACGUCAGAGAUGACGGCAGUGGAGAUUUGACGGUUGGUGACAUGCGGAAAGCGAGCUCGCCGUUAGAGAAUUUGACGGAAUCUGACUCGGAGACAUGGUGGGAUGCGGACGCCGGUGAUGAGACCAUUGAGGACUUGGUCAGAACUGAACGAUGGUGAUUAGCUGUGUUGCGACGCUGUUACGGCCUUAGCUGGCGCACCCGAAAAUAGGUGGAAAUCAAUUGCUCAAUGGUAGGUAGAAGGGCAGUUUUGUAAAUAUCUUUAUGCUUUCAUUAUGAAAGAACAAAAAUUAUUGCUGCUUAUUCUAAUUCCCAUUUAUUUGGAGUAUUUAUUACUUAGUUAUUUUAUAGGAAAAAAAUAUUGCUGCUGAUAAAUGAUAAUGGGCAACUCCAACGAGGGUUCCUAUAAUUGUACUGUAAGAACUCAUUUGUACUUUACAUACUCUCUUGCAUACUUUUCAUGUAAUACUAUUCCAACAAUGAGUUCCUAAAUGAAUAAAAAGUGCCCUACCAAUA
Tripterygium wilfordii is the source of this 1526-nucleotide messenger RNA. RefSeq lists its product as uncharacterized. The transcript has a single exon. The record is from RefSeq and is a predicted model, not a curated record. Bases 196 to 1170 code for a protein of 324 amino acids. NCBI's taxonomy places the organism in Eukaryota, Viridiplantae, Streptophyta, Magnoliopsida, Celastrales, Celastraceae.